ACUCUACUUCCGGACUCAGUGCUGAGAUUCAGCGCCAUGUUUUUGGUAUGGCCUAAAACCGGAGCGUUGUGCAUCUCCCCACUCAUCUCUGGUUUAACUCAUCAAUAUGGUUUGUGAUUCGGUGUUGAUCGGUGUUCGAUUAUCAUGGCUGUCAGCAAACCUCGAUUGUCGGGGAUAUUAAAAAACUGUCUUGAAACAAUGUGAAAGACGCAACCAAACACCUUGGCCGUACAAGGCCCUUUUCCACCCAUCAUGAGAGUUUUCUGUUUACUCUGGAUUUUCAUACAAACAUCAGGCAUUAUUGGAAACCACCCUUGUCCACAGCAAUGUUCCUGCAAAAGAAUAGGUGCUCAAGCCGAAUGGUUAAAAGUCAAGUGCGAGGAUCAUAUACAAGAAAUAAGAGAAUUUGAUUUUAAUGACAUUAGUGUUGCAUUGAUCCAAUUAGACCUGAGUAAAAAUGAUAUCUAUGCCAUUGAAUCUGAUGUUUUACAAAACUUAACAAACCUCAGACGUUUGGACUUAUCCUCUAAUAAAAUUACUACUUUAGAUGAGGGGUCCUUUCGUGGUCUAGAAAGCUUGGAGAGAUUAGAUCUUAGUGAUAAUCAGAUUUCUACAAUUGAUACUCAUACGUUCAAAAAAUUGCAGAAUCUCAAGAGACUUGAUUUGUCAGGCAACAAAAUAAGCGCAGUGGAACCAUCUUUAUUUCAUAAUUUGCUGGCCUUAGAGCGCUUGAAAUUAAAUGGGAAUAGCUUAAAAACAUUGAAGGAAGGUACAUUUCAUGGAGUGAAGUCUCUGAAGCAGCUAGAUCUCUCAAACAAUCCCUGGGAAUGUAACUGUAAUCUCUACUGGUUCAGCAACUGGAUCCACAAUACUUCUAUUAAAUUAAAUCCUCCACCAAAAUGUGCCUCACCGCCAAGUCUCAGGAAUCAGCCAAUGAAAAAGCUCCGUCUGUCGGAAGAGCUGCAAUGUCAGUUGAGCUCUCCUGCCAUCGAAAUACGACCAGGUCACAACCAGGUCGUUUUCGCUGGAGAUUCUAUUACGCUCAAAUGUCGAGCACCCAGUAUUACGGAAGACAAAAAUGCACGACUCAGUUGGCUAUGGAAUCCUAACAUAACGAACGAAGUUCUCGAACAAGACGCGUAUACUGAUCCCAGGAAUACCUUGUCCAACAUAAAAGUAGAGAAUAGACAUUUGGCCGACAGUGGCAUCGUAGACAGUUCUCUAAGCAUUGUUCCUCUAACAGAAGAACAUAACGGACAGUGGAACUGUCAGCUGGUGUCUGUUUAUGGAAACAAAUCAAAAGCCAUCAGCGUAAUUGUUAUAUCAGACGAGACUCGUUACUGUCCAUUAGCAGUGACCAGAAAUAAUAAAGGCAUGUACGCAUGGCCGAGAACAGUUGUUGGUUGGAAAGUAGAAUUGCCAUGCGAAGGCAGCAGAUUAUCUGGCUUAAUGCAAUUUCCUUUAAGAGCCUCGUACCGAUGCAACGCAACUGGAAACUGGGAGGAUCUGAACACUGAACCCUGUCCGUAUAUCUCGCACACGACCAAAGUCCUUGAGCAAUUUUCCAAAGUGAAUUUAUCCUUGACUAAAGGAAAUUUACUCGAAACUGCUAAAAGGUUUAAAAACUAUACUGGCGACGGAGCUAAACUCACUGAUCCAAUCGAAAUCAAUUUUAUAAUACAGACUGUGGAAAACUAUCUGCACUUUUUGAUCGAGGAAAAGGAAUUGGGUAUCAUGCUGAUUGACAUUGUCAGUGCUAUUAUGAAUCUCCCUAAAGACAUGCUCAAGUUGGCCGAGAAUUAUUAUAAAUCUUGCACGAGAUUGAUUAAGGCUGUAGAAACAAUUACAGAAUUCACACCUUCGAUUCAGAUUCAUAAAAACAAUAUGGCCCUUGAAGAGUUUCGUGUAAAACGUGAAAACUUCAUGGGGCUAACAUGUACCUGGUAUAGCAAUGCUGCAGCUGCCGGUAAUGCAGCAGACACGAAACUCCUGCAUUGCGCAACCAGCAAUAAGACAGCUCUGAUAAACACUAAAGACAAAGUGAUUGAAGCAUCCAUUCAGCUGCCAGCAUCAUUGUUGAAGCAGUUGGACGGUGUCAUGGUGGCUCACCAGUUGAUGAUUUCUAUGUACAGCGACAAUAGGCUCUUCCCAAAAAUUUUGAGCGAUGACAAAAUGGAUAUCGCUUCUUGCGUCAUUGGCAGUAAAUUAAUCGGCGUGGAUGUAGAAAAUCUAUCUGAGCCAGUCUACGUAAUGCUAAAAGCACCACUCUAUCAUUAUGCUGGUAGUAAACUAAAACCUGUGGUUUGGGAUACUAAGUUCAAUGAAUCUGGUGGAUGGACCAGUGACGGAUGUCAGUUAUCAAAUUUAGUCAACAAUUUGAUAGUCUUUCACUGCAAUAGAUUGGGCUAUUACGGCCUACUCCAAGAUACUUCUUAUCUCAACGAAGAAGGUGGCAGUCUGACUGGAGCUACAUUUAAAUACUCCCAUCCAGCAGUAUACGUUGGCAGUUUCGUAGCUAUAGUCUGUCUCACGUUUACUUCUGUAACGUAUAUGAUUUGCUACGCUUCGAUAAUAAUGCCAAAGAAAGUGAAGCAUUGCAUAGUGAACACUUGGAUCGCCAUAGCUCUUCUGUGCUUUCUCUACACUGCUGGAAUCCACCAGACAGAAAAUGUGCAAAUUUGCCAGGGCGUUGGUUUGGUCCUGCACUAUUUGUCACUUUGUUGUCUACUGUGGAUGGCUAUGUCUGCCAGCAACAUGUACAAACGUUUGUCGAAAUCCGACGCGGAUGUCGUCCCGGAUGACGAGCUGCCUGAUCAACCUAUUCAAAAACCAUUACUAGGACUGUAUAUGGUUGGAUGGGGUAUAGCACUGAUAAUUUGUGGAAUAUCCGGUGCCAUUAAUCUUCGAGAAUACGCCAGUUACUCUCACUGCUUUCUCACGUCCGGUCCAGCUCUUGCGGCCUUGUUUAUUCCUGGAGCAAUUCUCAUCGUGUACCUAACGAUUUUUCAUCUGCUGAUCAGAUGCGCCAUCAGGAACGUCGAUCUGAAUGCUCAGCUGUCCGAGGGCACUCAGGCUACGGAAAACAUGGAUCUAGAGUUGCUGGAACCUAAUGCCAAUCCAAAUAUGGAUAGAAACAGUGUACACAGCGCGCAAACAGUCUCUUCCGAAGUGGAGGACCUGGAGCAUUCUCAAAUAGCACAACUCAAGGGUCAAAUUAUUAUUUUAAUUCUCUACCUUAUGACAUGGACGUCAGGGGCGUCGGCUACUGCAAAGCCUUUGAGUCCCUACGUUCCUUACGAAGAAAGCGUCUUCGCUAUCCUCUACGCCAUCUCGGCAAGUAGUUUAGGAAUGUUUGUCCUACUGUUUUACGGAAUGGCACGAAAAGACGUUGGAUCGCAAUGGCUCAGAAUGCGUUGCUGGUUCAAGAAGAAGAAGAAUAGAUGUUGCAGGACAAGAAGCGUGUCCGACACGAGUCCAGCGAUACCAGCACAACCUUUAGUACAAAACUUGGCGCCAUUGUCAAAUUCUCAAGCCACCCAAGUAAUCUCAGAUACUAAUUCCAUUGGAUCCUCAGCCCGCACAAGUAAGUCCCAGAAUUGCAACAGCUUAAAAGGGGCCGAUUUGAAUUCUUCUGAGGGUCCACCAGGUGCUAAGAUUGCAAACGUCAACCUUGUGGUGUUACAUCGACAACAAUACAGAUCAAACAACUCAGUAACAACCUACACCGAGCCCACUCCAGCCUGCGUGGAGAUGUUUUACAACCCGCACCAGAGUGGCGUCGCUAGAAAGUUCUUUAAGAAGCAACGACGUCAUACGAAGAACAACACCCUGGGUCCCAGGAAACAAGGCGAUGGCGGUGCCACGAGCGAUGGAGGUAGUUGCAUUUCCAUUCCGCGUCCAAAUAAAACCGAGACGGACAUAGAGAGGAGCAUCUUCAGCAGCAGUGCCAAGGUGAACAACACGAACAUACACGUCGAAGUAAAUCUUGUCAACGACAGCAAGAACGUGAACAUCCUCUCGGAUAGCGGAGGCAGCGUCUCCGAGGAACGUAAUGUCGCCAAGCGCUUCGUCAUUGGCCAAGAGAAUAUAACGCGAAGCACUAAGAAAGUUAACAACGAUCGUCUUCUCACCCAGGAGUCAGAGGAACAUCUAGCAACUUUUCCAAGAGACAUGGCACGACGGAAGCUCUAUCAUCGUCAUCAUCUUCAAUACAAACAUGAUAACAACACUCUAAACGAAUCCGAUGCGGAAGCGGAAUUAGUAGUGGAUCCUGACCUAAACGCAGAUCCGGGUACUAAGGCCGAAGAAGAGAAACACUUAAGGAAUGUCUCGCAGCAGUGCAGUCUGGAGUACAGUUCCGAGAUGGAGUCCACGCAGAUGACGAGCGAGAGGAGCGACCACAAUUUACCAGAAAUUGGGGAAACUCCAGAGAGAACCGAAGAGAAUGAUCGAUGCUCCAGUGCGAAUGAGAUGAGCGACCUGGAUGAGCAGAAGUCAAAACGUUCCUUCGAAAGACUCAAUCAUUCGAACAGUCUCUAUUGUCUACCUAUAGAUCAUCUGAUCCCGGUACGAAAUUAUCGUAGAUCCCUAAACGAUGUGAGCUCGCUAACGAGCUCAAAAAAUUGCGAAUAUUCGCGACCCUCUCUGACGGAUCUGCAAAGUGUCGCCAGUUCAAAUAUCUACGACCGGGUGCGAGGCUCCAGGAAAACAAUUGACAGAUCGCAGCAGAGUCUGAUCGACAUAAACAGCUUGACGAGUGACAAUACUUAUGCGAUGUUGCAAGAACGUCCAAAUUAUUCUAAUUCCUUACUGGACGUCGAUAGUGCUUCCGGUUCAUGUGCGAACGAGCAAGUUGAAUUUCAACCUGUCUUAAACAAUGAUUUGAAAAUCAACGACGUGGAAGAGCGUCCCGACGCUUCGUCUGCGAAUGGAUUGUCAUCAUUAAAUUUCCUCGACAAAGAUUUCGAUUCUUUGACCGAUCUCGCCACCGUGGAAGAUUCCCUAAAUAUAGUCAGACAGCAUUUAGAUAUAAAUGGCGACAUGGGGAUGGAGUUCGAGGAGAAAAGAUUCACUAGGAAGCAGAUGAGCUGCGCAGAUGAGAACGUCGAGGUGCUGAAGCACGAAGACGAAUAUCAGAAUGAUAAUUCUGUGCCGAAGAACGUCAAGAAAGAGACGAGCGUUUGAAACGAUCUCGAUAUACAUAUAUAUAUAUAUAUAUUUAUUCUCAUUAUAAAUAUAGAUUAUUAUCCAUAGAAACUUCCAGUGAUGUGCCAACCGAGAUGACUGGUCUUGUCAUCUCCGAAAAUUCCUAAGAGACAAUGAAUUUCAUCACGAAUUUUUCUUAGUCAGAAUGCAUAAUAUCUCAAUAUUUUAAACAGUCUCGAUUCGAUCAAUUUACAUGUCACGUUAUAUUUAUUUUAUAUUGCGCUCAAUCUGUAAAUAGUAUACAAGAUCAUUCAGUAAUUCAUCACUAUUAUCAAAGACUGUAUCAUAUACUCUGUCAUAAUUUUUAGCUCCAAUGGAAUUGAACGAAUCUCUUUCAUUGCCCUUUGACAUACGUAUACGCCACUCUAGCGUAAUUUACGCAUCCAGGGUAUAUUUUGUCGCGAUGAACAAAACAGAAAGAGUGUAAGAACAUUAAUUAGAACAUAGAGCGAUUCCCAUUUGAUUAACGUGUGAAGCUACGAAUCAUUUAAUUUGUAUGUCUCUGUAUAGAUAUACAUGUGUAAUUAUUAUUUUUUAAAGAAUAAUUUUCAUCCCUCCUUUCGUUGAAGACUGAUUCUUUAAUUUUAAUGAUACGACUAAGCGCAAAUGCAAACUAUGCGAUUUACUCGCAACGUAGACACGGCCUAAUAGUUUCUAUGCGACAAGAAGUAAUGUUAAUUUGCAUAAAACUCCAAUAGAUAGAAAUACAAGAAUACUCGAUUGUACGUUACUGCUUACAAGAACACAUAUCCCUGCUGCUGCUGAUAGACAACUAUAUGUCUAUCAGCAUACCACCUCACUGUAAAUAAUUUAUACUUUUCAAAUAAAUGAAUUUACGUUGAUUACA
This is a messenger RNA of Cephus cinctus (wheat stem sawfly), 6052 nucleotides long. RefSeq names its product adhesion G protein-coupled receptor A3 (gene Remo). The coding region runs from base 253 to 5184 and encodes 1643 amino acids. The transcript has 12 exons. Gene Ontology annotation, biological process: cell surface receptor signaling pathway; G protein-coupled receptor signaling pathway. NCBI's taxonomy places the organism in Eukaryota, Metazoa, Arthropoda, Insecta, Hymenoptera, Cephidae. The record is from RefSeq and is a predicted model, not a curated record. Gene Ontology annotation, molecular function: protein binding; G protein-coupled receptor activity. Gene Ontology annotation, cellular component: plasma membrane.